AUGGAACAGAGUUUCCUGCUCUGUCUUUCCUUCCUCGUUACUCUCCUGCAGCUCUUUCUUAGUGCACAGAGCUGGCUGUUGGCCGCUGCGGACAUUUAUAGCGCGUUUAAAUCGGGCUCGCCGGUUGUCUGCGCGGCCAUCACCUUCGCUACCUCACGAUUACUCUUCGGCUGGCUGUACGUUGCACAUCCAAGCGCUGCAUUUCGCAACAUCUCGGAUGAUCACAAGAACCUCCCGUCGUUUGUACCUUUUGAUAUUGUACUUGGUGUGUUGUAUAGCACCGUCGCGAUCAUCGAGAUAUACGGUGUCAUUUCGGCUAUUACUUCUCGCAUCAUGCUGGUCAAGAUCUAUGCUUGGCUCUCGCUCAUUGGAGCCCUCUGCAUCACCGCAAUCGAAAUCAUUCGCAUCGUCCUUGACAAUGUCUUCAAGAAGGAACUUAUUGACGGUUGCGUAAACGAGGUCAAAGGUCGUACAAUUACCACGACCUCGGGCAGCAUCUUUAACCCAAACAUUUCCACCUCGAUUGCAAGCGACGCGGAGGCGCGAAUUUGUACGAGAGCGUGGACUUCCGGGGUUUGGCGCCAUGUUGGAUGGUUGCUCUUUGCCAUCUUCAUCAGCUUCAUGUUUGCCACGAUAAACUUUGCGUUUUACAGACAAUUAAUCGACCCAACGAUGCUUCGAACCCAAGCCCCGUCUUCGGCUUACCAGAUGAAUGCAACUCGCAACGCGUAUGGCUAUCAUGAAAAUGGGAACAUUCCUGGAUACAAUCCAUACUCUACCCAAACAUAUGGCAACUACGUACCUCCAUCAGGACCAGGUGGCCCAGCUGCCGAUGUCAAGCCUCCGGGAUACACGACGGGCCCAGAGUGGGAACAAUAUGAGCACCGCUCCGCCGAUGACGAAAAGGCCGGCUUUUCUGGAGCAGGGGCUCUCAACCCGUUUGCCGACCCAGGACCUCCAUCGCUCAAUGCCGCACCUGGGGGCCAAGGAUAUCUCCCACCCGCUGGACCACCCCCGGGCUUGGAAGGAUCAAGAAACCAAGGUCACGAUGAAGGAUUCGAUCCUGCUGCUCUAGAGGCGGCCAUGAAGGCCAGUAAGAAUGAUGGACGAGGGGUUCCUGCACCUGGAGAGCCGAGUGGGUCUGAGCUGGACCCAGCCACGACUGGCUCGUCCUCGAGAAUGUCCGAAGAUGAAGUGAUUGACCUUGAACAUGAAGACCAUGGAGAAGAUGAACAGCAAGAACCUUUGUCUAGACGCGGUAUCCUUGAGCCAGCCAUCAAGCAUGUUAUUGCGGCACUGGGAGGCGUCGAGGACACACCUUCUGGACCCAGAUACGUGCUCGGAGACGAGUGUUACGGGUGUUUGAAAGAUCUAAAACGAUUUUGGAGAAAAGAUGACACAGAUGACGAGCGAACGGUUGCGCGCAUCUUUUAUGCGUCUGCAGUCUUGCCAAACGAUCUGGUACCCAUCAUCCUCGAGACGGCGGGAAAGGGCGACGUGCUGAACAAAUGUGCCAUCGCGGCUGUCGACCUCAUCACGGGCAUGACUUGGCCGAUUGACGUCGCGGCCGAGUUGAGGGAGCUUGAUGAGGAAGAGGAGCAGGCUGCGGUCGAGUAUACGACGUUGAUUGCGGCCCAGCUCAGCUAUAAGCGUGCGCUGUUGACGAACAAGGAGACGCUGGCUGCCGUCUUUGACUUGAUUGUGCCGUGCAUGGCCAAACCGCGAUGGGAUAGGACGGAACGGGAUAAGCAGAUUGUCACACUUAUCCUUUAUCUUAUUCGCAACCUCGCGUUUAUUCGCGACUUGCCUUUGAACACCAAUCUAUCCGCGGACCAAGCAGAGCUCUCUUCGCUCCAGGCAAGUAUGAGUAGAUACAUCGAGAUUCUCCAAGAUACCCUCAUUCUAGAGUUCUUAUUGACUUUCGCGUCAAAUGCGCUUGAUGAUCCACUCGCCAAUGCACAGAACACAUUAGUCCUGGAGAUAUUCUAUCUCCUCUUUCGAUCUAUUCCGCCAAACUCGCUUCUGUCAUUUUCCCGUGAUGCCAGCGGACGACAGUCGUCAGUUGUCAACAACGCCCUCCGCAAUGCUCUUGACGCGGAAACCCGAACAUCCCUCCUGCAGAAGCGUAAUAUGAACUCGAGGCACUCUCGUUUUGGUACGACAGUUCAAGUCUCAUCAGCACAGACGGGACAAUCCCUCAUUCUCCACCGUGGUGCGACGGCCAUUAAAGCCAAAGGAGCUGGGGAUGUACUGGAUCUGGGAAAGAAGAAGCUGGCGAAAAGGGCACGAAUGCGUGACGAACUCACUGGAGGGGCCGCAUCCGCUGGUGGUGGAACAGCUGGUUCAGGAGGUGAGACGCGGUUGACGAGCAAAGCAAGGGAGGAACUUGGAAAGGCUGCACGAACAUUUGUCGAAAGUUGCUUCAAUCCCUUUUUCUCUUCCCUCAUCAAGGACAUUCGUGCUGAGAGAAGUAAAGUCACGGAGAAGGAUAACCUCCGCCUGCUAUUCGUCUCCAAAUUUUUCAUGCAAUUCUUCCUCGCCGUAAGAGAAGGGGACCUAGCGGACUGGAGUAUGAAAGAUGCAGCGCGACGGAAAGCUGCUGAAAGUGGAACCGAUGCCGCAGUUGGGGAGGUUGAGAAGGCGACAGAGGAUGAAAAGAUGUCGCUAGGCUACUCUCUCGUUCUCGAGGUCGUACAGAGAGGAUGGGCCGGUUGGAUCCUGCGACGAAUGCGAGAAGCAAUGGAUAUGAAACCAAAGCAAUGGACGGAGGUCCAAGCUUGUUUAGACUGCUUAGCUCAACUGCUCCUCCUUGUUGACUCGAUGUCGAAUUCCUCUGAUGAGGAACUCCAAGACGCUGCUGGCACCCUUCAGUAUCAGGUUUAUUACAAUGGAGAGGCUCUCGAGAGAAUGCUCGAAUGUAUGAGGAGCUUCAAGGAUCAGAGCUUUGGUUUCCUUGAAGCCAACAUUCACCUGGCGUACGUCUUACUUCGCCUGUUGGAACGAUGGGGCCGAAAAAACGGUGGACUAUACAUUCGUAAGACAAGAAAGAAGAGCACCAGAAGGCACAGAACAACUGAAGAAGAGGGGGUUGUCGACGAUAUUUCUGAAGAAGAGGAAAUAGAUACAGAGAUUCUACAGGAGAUGACGUUGGAAAAGUUUGAACAUAAAUUUGCCAACGAGGAAGUUAAUGCUACGCUGCUGGCAUAUCUUUCUCGCUUUCAAGAAUUCGACUCGCCGGAGAAGAUGAAAUGGGUAGUCACUUUGAUGCACCGACAAGCUGUACGAGCCAAAGCGGAAGGUUUAUUCUUCAAGGUAUCGACGUUGGCGCUCUUUCAGACAGUUCUUUCGGUUCAACGAACAUUUCCCAAGGACCAGCCGUACAAGGAUCUGGUUGCACUGAUUACUUUCCUCCUACGGCAAUUCUUCAAGGCGGUAGAGGCUGACAGAAUGGUCAUUGCUGAGGCCUUCUUCCCAAAGAACAGAGGGAUGUGGAAAGCCUUCUCCAGUUGGGAGCCGCCGGAAAAGUCAAAGAAAGGAAAAGGCGGUCGGGGAGUAGAGGAUUCGGAUGAGGAGGCGAAUAGUCGAUUCCCUCCAGAUAUCCGCAUCAAGAAGGGACAUUCCUGGAGCGAGCAGCUUGGAAUCGCCAUCGCAUGUUUACUGGAGAAGGAUGAAAGACAUUUGGUUGAAUGGUGCAAAGAGCUGCUCCGACUCAUUAUCGACAUCAGACAGCUUACCAUCGACGAGAUUGACAAGAAGCGUGCCGAAGAUGGAGAUUCGGAUCUCGAAGGCGAGAAGCAACCUGGCCCAUCCAAAGAGGCGCGUGAGGCCAUUGAAGAUUUCAUCAUACCCUACACAAAGGAUGGUCAUGCAGAGGCCGCGAAUCGUAAUCCGCAUCUCAAGCUGAUGUUCCAACUACUUGGCUUUCAAAUCGUAGACAAGGGUGCUCACGAAUUAGAAUGGAAAUGUCCAGCCAACAAAAUCCCCGAGGAGUUGCAACGGUCGCUCACGCUCAUCAACAAUUUCCUCCUUGAUCCCAUCGAUCUCGGUGGCAAAAAGGCGCUUCAAAUGAUCUCCAAACCUACCAAACGCAAGAAGCGAGGUGUUUCCCCAGCUGAAGCCGACUUUCUCGACGACUUUUCUGACGAUGAGGGAGGGAGACGAAGAGCGAAUAAGCGAGUGGAAAAGAGAAGGGCAGAGAAGCAGAACGCUCUUUCUCGUCAGUUUAUUGAAGAUUCUGAUGCAGAGCUCGGGGACGAUGAUGCAUUCUUUGCUGCAGAGGCAGCGCUUAGGCGAAGGAUGGCAGAGGCUGCGCAGCAAGACGGUACUGUAGCCCAAGGCACGGGUACAAAGAAACGAAAGAAAAAGGAAGACCAUACCGAGAAGAGUGGAGAUGGAAGGGCACGCAAACGACCUCGAAAGAGCGAAGAGCCCAGUGUGGCUCGGUCAAAGAUAGCAAUUAUGGAAGGCUCGAGCAAUGAAGAAGAAUCGGACUCGCCUUUAUCACCCGCCCAGAGAAACUCUCGACGGGCAGCAGCCUCUGAUGAUGACGAGGUAGAGUCUACUCGACGCGCUGCAACCUCUCCUCCUUCAUCACCCGCGGCCAGUAGCCCUGUGGGUAGCGAUGAGGAACGAGAGGGCCAAGGGACAGACAAGCGACUCUCGGCUGCAUCUUCGGGCAAGCUCUUUUCAGCGACUCCGAGGAUGAGAAACAGGUUGCGACUACCCGUACAACACGGCCAGUCAAGAGGCUUGUUCUCUCGGACGACGAAGAAGAGGAUUGAUCCACUCGUCGCCACUAUGGUGAUAUCGCUUCCUGGCUGA
Molecule: messenger RNA, 4821 nt
Organism: Serendipita indica DSM 11827
Lineage: Eukaryota; Fungi; Basidiomycota; Agaricomycetes; Sebacinales; Serendipitaceae
Source: the annotation of a GenBank genome assembly